AUGUCUGGCAACUUCUCCCAGCCGGGCGGUAUCUCUGACCCUGCGCUUAUCACACUCGUCAACAAGCUCCAGGAUGUUUUCACAACCGUCGGCGUCAACAACCCCAUCGACCUCCCUCAAAUAGUCGUCGUUGGCAGUCAGUCCAGCGGUAAGAGUUCCGUGCUGGAAAACAUCGUGGGCAGAGACUUCCUCCCUCGAGGUUCAGGAAUCGUGACACGUCGACCACUCGUGCUGCAACUCAUCAACCGCCCUGCCACGUCCCAGACCAACGGCGAGAGUGAAGGCGUCGAGGGUACCACCGAUAAGGCCGCGAACGUGGACGAGUGGGGCGAGUUCCUGCAUAUACCAGGUCAGAAAUUCUACGAUUUUAACAAGAUACGAGAUGAGAUCAGCAAGGAGACUGAGGCAAAGGUCGGCCGCAACGCCGGCAUCUCGCCCGCCCCUAUCAACCUGCGCAUCUACUCCCCCAACGUCCUGACGUUGACGCUUGUCGAUCUGCCUGGUCUCACUCGAGUACCCGUCGGUGACCAACCGCGCGACAUCGAGAGACAAAUCCGCGACAUGAUUGUCAAGUACAUUGCCAAGUCGAACGCCAUCAUCCUGGCCGUGACGGCAGCAAAUAUUGAUCUGGCCAACUCAGAUGGGUUGAAGCUGGCACGUGAGGUCGACCCCGAGGGUCAGAGGACAAUCGGUGUCCUGACAAAGGUUGAUCUGAUGGAUGAGGGUACUGAUGUGGUCGACAUUCUGGCAGGGCGUAUCAUCCCGCUGCGCAUGGGAUAUGUGCCGGUCGUGAACCGUGGUCAGAGGGAUAUCGACAACAAGAAGCCCAUCCAGGCCGCGCUCGAGGCCGAGAGGGCGUUUUUCGAGAACCACAAGGCCUAUCGUAACAAGAGCUCUUACUGCGGUACACCAUACUUGGCGCGGAAGCUGAACCUGAUCCUGAUGAUGCACAUCAAGCAGACGCUGCCAGACAUCAAGGCCAGGAUUUCAAGCUCCCUGCAGAAGUACACGUCCGAGCUGGAGAGCCUCGGACCUUCGAUGCUGGGCAACAGUGCCAACAUCGUGCUGAACAUCAUUACCGAGUUCACAAACGAGUGGCGGACGGUGCUGGACGGUAACAACACCGAGCUCUCGAGCACUGAGUUGUCCGGCGGUGCGAGGAUCAGCUUCGUCUUCCACGAACUGUACGCGAACGGUGUCAAGGCGGUAGACCCCUUCGACAUGGUCAAGGACGUGGACAUCCGGACGAUACUCUACAACUCGUCCGGCUCGUCCCCUGCCCUGUUUGUCGGCACCACCGCGUUUGAGCUGAUCGUGAAGCAGCAGAUCAAGCGGCUGGAGGAGCCCAGCUUGAAGUGCGUGUCGCUGGUCUACGACGAGCUGGUGCGCAUCCUCACGCAACUGCUUAGCAAGGCGCUCUACCGCCGGUACCCGUCGCUGAAGGAGAAGAUGCACAACGUUGUCAUUGGGUUCUUCAAGAAGGCCAUGGAGCCCACCAAUAAGCUGGUCAAGGACCUCGUGUCCAUGGAGUCUAUCUACGUCAACACCGGGCACCCCGACUUCCUCAACGGCCACCGCGCCAUGGCCAUCGUGAACGAGCGCCACAACCCCAAGCCCGUGCAGGUCGACCCCAAGACUGGCAAGGCGCUGUCGAACACCCCGGUCCGGGCCGCGAGCCCAACCCUGGCCGAGUCCAACCUGGGCGGGGACGGUAACAGCGGUUUCUUCGGCAGCUUUUUUGCGGCCAAGAACAAGAAGAAGGCCGCGGCCAUGGAGGCCCCGCCGCCGACGCUGAAGGCUUCGGGCACGCUGAGCGAGCGCGAGAACAUCGAGGUCGAAGUCAUCAAGCUGCUCAUCUCGUCGUACUACAAUAUUGUCAAGAGGACCAUGAUCGAUAUGGUUCCCAAGGCCAUCAUGCUCAACCUUGUAGCAUUCACCAAGGACGAGAUGCAGCGCGAGCUCCUGGAGAACAUGUACCGGGCGGCAGAGCUCGACGACCUCCUCAAGGAGAGCGACUACACGAUCCGGCGGCGGAAGGAGUGCCAGCAGAUGGUGGAGUCGCUGGCACGCGCCAGCGAGAUCGUCAGCCAGGUGCAGUAG
Molecule: messenger RNA, 2100 nt
Organism: Diaporthe citri
Lineage: Eukaryota; Fungi; Ascomycota; Sordariomycetes; Diaporthales; Diaporthaceae
Exons: 4
Coding region: 1-2100 (699 amino acids)
Biological process (GO): peroxisome organization
Cellular component (GO): membrane; peroxisome; cytoplasm
Molecular function (GO): GTPase activity; GTP binding; microtubule binding
Source: RefSeq, a predicted model, not a curated record